AUGAUUGCCAUGGCCGCCAGCAUUAGCGCUGCUGCCACCGCGGCGGACGAAGCAGAGAUCGUUGAAGGGACCUUGCGCAUCUAUGGAAACGACUCAUACACGAUACCCUACCGAAAAGCACUUUCCAACGAUGCACCACGAGCUCGAUACCCCGGAUUCGACAACACCACAUAUCUACUCAAGAACGGAACCAUUCGUCGUGAUGGAGCCAGGGCCUUGGAAUGCGAUAUCAUCUUGGAACGAGACGUGGCCAUGACACUCAGAGAUGGUGUUACCAUGUACGCAGACGUUUUCCGUCCUGCAAACAACGCGAGCGUACCCACCAUUCUUGCCUGGAGUCCGUACGGGAAGGAGAUCGGAGGCCAGUGGUUGGACGACGUUGCGUCGCGAAGCGGCGUGGACCUCAGGGCCGUCUCGGAGCUGCAAAAGUUUGAAGGCCCAGAUCCUGCGUACUGGGUCGCCCAGGGAUACGCUGUUGUUAACCCCGAUAGUCGAGGUGCAUACUCUUCCGACGGCAAUAUCACCUUCUGGGGCCGCCAGCUGGCCGAAGAUGGUUACGACUUUAUCGAGUGGAUCGCCGAACAGCCAUGGAGUACUGGCAAGGUGGCCAUGUCUGGCAACUCCUGGCUUGCCGUGUCCCAGUGGUUCAUCGCCGCCGAACAGCCGCCGCAUCUGACGGCUAUCGCGCCCUGGGAGGGUCUGACGGAUCUGUUCCGAGACUCUAGCAAUAGGGGUGGCAUCCCGCAACCUGGGUUCCAGGAAGGCAUUAUUACCACCUUUGCUGGCAACAACUUCGUCGAGGACUCUCCUCGCAUGAUCAUCAACAGGCAGUUCAUGGAUGAAUACUGGGAGGACAAGGUUGCUCGCCUGGACCAGAUCACCGCACCAGCCUACAUCGUUGCAAGCUACACCAAUACGCUUCAUACGCAUGGAUCAUUCCAAGGUUUCCGCAAUAUCUCUUCCAGUCAGAAGUGGUUAAGGGUCCACAACUCUUCCGAGUGGCCCGAUUAUUAUGCGACUGAACAUGUCCAGGACCUGACCAGGUUUUUCGACUAUUUCCUAAAGGGCAUCGACAACGGUUGGGAAGAGACCGCACCUGUCCGCCUCGCAGUCCUUGACCCUGCCGAGCAUGACAUUCUCAACAGAGCGACGACGACCUGGCCUCCUCCAGGUCAGGUGCCGAACAAAUUCUACUUGGCCAGCAACAACUCUCUGUCGCCGACACUUGAGACUAUGGAGCAGAGUGCUUCGUACGUUGUCACAGGUGGAGCAGACUCUAUUGAAUUUAAAUGGACUGUUGACGAGCUUGUUGAGACGAUUGGUUACAUGAAAGUCCGUGUAUGGGUCGAGGCCGUGGGCUCAGACGAUAUGGAGCUAUCGUUUACCGUGGCCAAGCGAACUGCCAAUGGAACCGCCUACCUAAGCCACGCAGCUUCUUCAGAGUCAAGUACGCUGUACGAGUCUACAGGUCUCCUCCGAGUUUCUCAGAGGCACGUGGACGAGUCAAAGAGCGGCCUGUACGAGCCGUACUUGACUCACGACCGGGAGGAGCUGCUCUCCCCUGGUGAAAUUGUACCCGUCGAGGUUGGCCUUUGGCCUAUUGCACUGCGUCUUCACCCCGGGGAGCAGUUGGUGCUGACUAUCAGCGCGGCGAGCAUCACCCCCGCAACCGUCGACCUUGGGUUUGGAACCGCCAUUGUGCCGGUUCCUGCCGCCGGCGGCACGUUUGCACAAGGUGCUAAUGUGACGUUGAUCAACCUGGGUGGCGACGCCGAUUCGAAUCCCGCCUACGUCAAUGCUCAGCGCGUCGAGACACCAGCGUCUCGCAACAAUGGUACUCAUGUCUUCCACUUUGGCGGCUCGUAUGACAGUUACGUCUUGGUGCCGCUGGGUGCCGUAUCGUCCAGCCGCUGCUCUUCACAAUCAUGA
Pestalotiopsis fici W106-1 is the source of this 1929-nucleotide messenger RNA. RefSeq lists its product as uncharacterized. The coding region runs from base 1 to 1929 and encodes 642 amino acids. Gene Ontology annotation, molecular function: dipeptidyl-peptidase activity. The transcript has a single exon. The record is from RefSeq and is a predicted model, not a curated record. NCBI's taxonomy places the organism in Eukaryota, Fungi, Ascomycota, Sordariomycetes, Amphisphaeriales, Sporocadaceae.